This is a messenger RNA of Beta vulgaris subsp. vulgaris (sugar beet), 657 nucleotides long. RefSeq lists its product as uncharacterized. Bases 1 to 657 code for a protein of 218 amino acids. The record is from RefSeq and is a predicted model, not a curated record. The transcript has 3 exons. NCBI's taxonomy places the organism in Eukaryota, Viridiplantae, Streptophyta, Magnoliopsida, Caryophyllales, Amaranthaceae.
AUGGAAAAGAGUGAGAAUGUUAAUAGUGGAGUAGAUAAAGAUGUUGAAAAUUUCAUUGUGGAAGACAUUCACGAGGAUGAGACUCUUAUAGUUAUUGAACCUGAAAAAUCAAUUAACGAGCCUCCUCCAAUGAAGAGCUACAAUCCUCGGAUUCCAUAUCCUCAAAGGUUAGAAAGGAAGCACUUCAAUGACGAAUUUGUCAAGUUCCUUGAGGUAAUGAGGGGUUUAGAAGUUUACAUUCCAUUUUUCCAAGCUAUGGCUCAAAUGCUCAUUUAUGCCAAGUUACUAAAGGAACUUCUUUCUAACAAGUCCAAACUUGAAGAAAGUUCCACCAUUGCUCUUUCCGUCGAAGAUGUGUGCAAGCCUAAUGUUACUCUUCAUUGCAAGAAGCUCAACUUUGAGUUUUUUAAACCCACAAGAAGGGUGAUACAACUAGCGGAUCGCUCGGUUAAGGUGCCCAUUGGAGAAUUCGAGGAUGGUCCGGUGCAAGUUGGGAGAGUCUUCAUUCCUUGUGACUUUGUAGCGAUGGAAAUGGAAGAAGACUCCCAAAUACCUCUUAUUUUUGGAAGGCCUUUCUUGAAAAAGGUCGGGGUGCUAGUUGACAUGAAGAGGGAUGUCUUGACAUUGAGGGUUGAAGAUGAGAAGAUGAAGUUUUAA